Molecule: messenger RNA, 387 nt
Organism: Lactuca sativa (garden lettuce)
Lineage: Eukaryota; Viridiplantae; Streptophyta; Magnoliopsida; Asterales; Asteraceae
Product: putative mitochondrial protein AtMg00860
Source: RefSeq, a predicted model, not a curated record
AUGGUGUUUGAGACUCUUAGAACACAAAAUCUUUAUGAGAAAAGGGAAAAAUGUUCGUUCUUGGUGGAAAAGGUGAUUUUCUUGGGUUAUGUUCUUUCCAAAGAAGACAAUUCGGUAGAUCAAUCCAAGAUUGAUGCAAUAAAGUCAUGGCCUACUCCUACUAUUGUUUCAGAACUCCGAUCAUUUCAUGGGCUUGCUUCGUUUUAUAGGAGGUUCAUUCACGACUUUAGGACCAUUAUGAGUCCGACCAAAGGUUAUUUGAAGAAGGAAACUUUCACAUGGGGGGAGGAUGCUCAAAAGACCUUUGCAAAAGUUAAGGAGUUAUUGUGUGAUGAUUCGAUUUUAGCACUUCUGGACUUUUCACAACCAUUCAAGGUGCUCGAUUAA